This is a messenger RNA of Closterium sp. Yama58-4, 702 nucleotides long. The record is from the annotation of a GenBank genome assembly. NCBI's taxonomy places the organism in Eukaryota, Viridiplantae, Streptophyta, Zygnematophyceae, Desmidiales, Closteriaceae.
AUGAUCCUAUCUCCAUCAUGUCAUUCUAGGUUCUUCUUAAUCAAUCCGCACCACCUUCCCUUCAUCAUAUGCUGGUCUGGACCUCAUUGCUACGAUCUCCUACACAUUUCUCGUUCUUCAUCUAUUCAUCAAUUUCUCUCCGUUCGUCCUGUGCCUUCCCGUCCUCCACAGGCGCGUCUGCUGAGCCAGGCAGCAGUGCACGUGCAGCACCUCAAGGACGCAUGUCGUGCCCUCACAGCCACGGGCCACGCACACAUCACUGUGCCUUCCCCAUCAGCAUCAAACAGCGGACCCACAUCGUCGGCACAGGAAGGAGCGUGGGCAGUGGAGGGAGUUUCGUUCUGUGGGCGGGUGGAGGAGGCGAAGCUGCUGGCAUUGGAGGGGCAGGAGGACAUGGCCGUGCUCCUGCUGCGGCACCUGCUGCGCCAAGACCUGCCUCUCGAUGCCUCCCAGGGAUCUCCUUCGCCUGCUGCUUCCGCUGCUACUUCUGCUACAUGUGUGCCGGUGCUCGACUGUGUCUACACGCUUGGCUUGGCGGCCAAGUGGCUUGGGGAGACACGCUCUAUCAGGUUCGGCCGGAUUGGGAGGCUAGACAUGAGCAUCAAUUUCAAAGAAGAAGCAAUGCAAAACGGCACAGCCUCCUUCUAUCCACAAGUGAAAGUCACGUGCAUGGCAUUUUUAUGUCGACGCUGUGCACUAUGA